AUGGUGCACCUCAACCGUGUUGCGACCGACAAGGAGGUCAAUGCCGCAAAGGGCCUUGUUGACGACAUGAAGAAGUUCACCCUCGCCGUCGAGGAGGAGCCCGAUGACUACACGGCGACCGUCUACGGCAGUAAGUAUGCCGCCGAAGACCUUCCUAGGCACGAGAUGCCCGACCGUGAGAUGCCGCCCCAGGUCGCAUACCGCAUGAUCAAGGACGAUCUCACCCUCGAUGGUACUCCGACGCUGAACUUGGCCUCUUUCGUCACGACGUACAUGGAGGACGAAGCCGAGAAGCUCAUGGUCGACGCCUUCAGCAAGAACUUCAUCGAUUACGAGGAGUAUCCCGUCAGUGCCGACAUCCAGAACCGCUGCGUUUCGAUGAUAGCCCGCCUCUUCAACGUACCGUCCAACGACGAAGCUAACGCGAUGGGUACCUCUACCAUUGGUAGUUCGGAAGGUAUCAUGCUUGCGGUACUCGCCAUGAAGAAGUACUGGUCCAACAAGCGCAAGGCCGAGGGAAAGCCGUUCGACAACCCCAAUAUCAUUAUGAACUCCGCUGUGCAAGUCUGCUGGGAAAAGGCGGCAAGGUACUUCGAUGUUGAGGAGCGUUACGUGUACUGUACGUCCGAUCGAUAUGUUAUCGACCCGAAGGAGGCUGUUGAUUUGAUUGACGAAAACACUAUUGGCAUUUGCUCAAUUCUCGGAACCACCUACACUGGAGAGUACGAAGACACCAAGGCCAUCAACGAUCUGCUCGUUGAGAAAAACAUCGAUGUCCCAAUCCAUGUCGACGCUGCUUCAGGCGGUUUCGUCGCGCCUUUCGUCAAUCCCGGCCUGGAAUGGGAUUUUAGGCUGGAAAGGGUCGUCUCUAUCAAUGUCUCUGGGCACAAAUAUGGACUUGUAUAUCCUGGUGUGGGCUGGGUCGUCUGGCGUGAUCCCAAAUACCUCCCGAAGGAACUCGUGUUCAACAUCAACUACCUUGGUGCUGAUCAAGCCUCUUUCACUCUCAACUUCUCGCGCGGUGCUUCACAGAUCAUUGGACAGUAUUACCAAAUGAUUCGAUUGGGUAAGAGAGGGUACAGGAGGAUCAUGCUGAACUUGACGAGGACGGCGGACUACCUUUCUGCGAACCUGGAAGAGCUAGGCUUCAUCAUCCUAUCACAGAAGAGCGGCGAGGGUCUUCCACUCGUUGCUGCUCGUCUGGAUGAGGACCUCGGGAAGCAGUACGACGAGUUCGCAAUCGCCCACCAACUACGCGAGCGCGGCUGGGUCGUCCCCGCGUACACAAUGGCCCCACACUCAGAGAAGAUGAAGCUUAUGCGUGUCGUUGUCCGUGAAGAUUUCACCAAGUCACGCUGCGAUGCCCUCAUUGCAGACUUCAAACUCGCUCUCGAGACGCUUGAUGCUAUGGACGCCAAGAAAAUCCAACAUGAGAAAGAGCACGCUGCUCAGUUUCACAUCCGUCGUCGUUCGACUUUGAUCGGCACUGCGGGACCACAGGUCAGCAAACAGCCGACGACUCACUUCCAGGACGAUCACAGCUUGCAGGGUCAGCAUGGAAAGACCCAUGCCGUGUGCUAG
Didymosphaeria variabile is the source of this 1581-nucleotide messenger RNA. RefSeq lists its product as uncharacterized. The transcript is spliced from 7 exons. Lineage: Eukaryota; Fungi; Ascomycota; Dothideomycetes; Pleosporales; Didymosphaeriaceae. The record is from RefSeq and is a predicted model, not a curated record. The coding region runs from base 1 to 1581 and encodes 526 amino acids. Gene Ontology annotation, cellular component: cytosol. Gene Ontology annotation, molecular function: pyridoxal phosphate binding; glutamate decarboxylase activity. Gene Ontology annotation, biological process: L-glutamate catabolic process.